UAUACGCUUUUUCUCUGUAAUCUGUGGGUUGUUCUGGGGUAUGGUGUUUUGCUCUGACGGAUUCUAACCGGUCUAUUCCUUCGUUCUAAAAUCAUUUCGAAGAAUGACACGGCAAGUACUGUUGUUUAUCUCGUUUUUUUCUCUCAAUUUAGUGUUCGGGCACGUCAGCUACACUGUUCCCGAGGAAAUGGCGAAAGGCUCUUUAGUCGGAGAUAUCGCACAGGAUUUAGGUUUAAAUAUCAAAAGGCUAAAGUCAGGGAAAGCUCGUGUCUACUCUGUUGAUAGCACAGAAUACAUCGAGCUGAAUAACGAAAGAGGAGCUCUCCUUAUCAAAGAGAGAAUAGACAGAGAAUCCUUAUGCGGUGAGACGAUGCCUUGCGCUUUACAUUUUCAGAUCAUUAUGGAGAAUCCCAUGGAAUUUUACAGCGUUACAGUUGAAAUUACAGACAUUAAUGAUAACCCACCAUCUUUCGAGAAAAGUGAAACUGAAUUCCAAAUCAGCGAAUCUGCAGUUGUCGGAGCAAAAUUUGAUUUGGAAAGAGCAAUGGAUUUAGAUGUCGGUAUUAAUGGUCUCCAAAGUUACCUACUGAAGCCAACUGAUAAUUUCGUACUUAAAUUGCACAACCAAGCGGAUGGGACAAAAAAUGUCGAGAUGGUUUUACAAAAGGCUCUUGACAGAGAGAAACAUGGAUUUUUGUCUUUAGUUUUGACCGCUAUCGAUGGAGGAGAGCCACAGAUGUCGGGGACAAUGCAGAUUCUCAUUACAGUGUUAGAUGCCAAUGAUAAUGCCCCUGUAUUUACACAGCCGAUUUACAAAGGCACUGUGACUGAAAAUGCGCCAAAAGGUACAGUAGUGACUACUGUUAGUGCGUCUGAUGCUGAUCAUGGUUCAAAUGGAAAAAUAAGUUAUUCGAUCACGAAUACUUUAGAUGAUAUUAGACAUAUAUUUGAGGUAAAUAAAGACAAUGGUGAAGUUCGACUGAUUGGACAUAUUGAUUACGAAAGGAAAGGGAAUUUUCAAAUCAACUUACGGGCGAGAGAUGACGGAGGACUGACAGAUUCUUGUAAAGUGAUAGUGGAAGUCCUCGAUAUUAAUGACAAUGUGCCAACGAUUAAUAUCAUGUCAAAGUCAGCCAUUGUAACUGAAGAUGCAACCCAUAACACCGUCGUUACAAUGAUUAAUAUUCAAGAUCCAGACUCGGGUGAAAAUGGUAAAGUUAAUUGUUUUAUAAAUGAAAAUAUUCCUUUCUUAUUAAAGUCGACAUCUAAUAAAAUCUAUAGUUUAGUGACAGACAGUGAUUUAGACAGAGAGAGAGCCUCUGAGUAUAUUAUCACAGUGACUUGUUCUGAUGAGGGAGUCCCCUCCCUCUCCAGCAGCGUCACUCUCACCUUACAGAUCUCAGAUGUGAAUGACAACGCGCCUGUCUUUGAGAAGAGCUCAUAUGAGGCCUACAUUGUAGAAAACAACACCCCAGGCCUCUCUAUAUUCACAGUGAAAGCCAGAGACGCUGACUGGAACCAGAAUGCCCGUAUCUCUUACAUACUCGAGGACUCCUCGGUUAACGGAGUGCCCGUCUCCUCAUAUGUGUCUGUUAGUGCUGAUAGUGGAGUCAUCCAUGCAGUUCGCUCUUUUGACUACGAGCAGAUCAAAGAUUUCCAUUUCCGAGUCAAAGUGCAAGAUGGAGGUUCUCCUCCACUCAGUAGCAAUGUGAGUGUGAAAAUACUGAUCCAGGACCAGAACGACAACGCUCCUCAGGUGCUGUACCCAGUCCAGACUGGUGGCUCUCUGGUGGCUGAAAUGGUGCCUCGUUCAGCAGAGGUGGGCUAUCUGGUGACCAAAGUGGUGGCUGUUGAUGUGGACUCUGGCCAGAAUGCCUGGCUCUCCUAUAAACUGCAGAAAGCCACAGACAGGGCGUUGUUUGAAGUGGGCUUACAGAAUGGGGAAAUCAGAACUAUCCGCCAAGUCACUGAUAAAGAUGCUGUGAAACAAAGGCUGACUGUUGUGGUGGAGGACAACGGCCAGCCCUCUCGUUCAGCUACAGUCAUUGUUAACGUGGCGGUGGCGGACAGCUUCCCUGAAGUGCUAUCGGAGUUCACUGACUUCAUACAGGACAAGGAGUACAAUGACAACCUGACUUUUUAUUUAGUCUUGGCUUUGGCUGUGGUUUCCUUUCUGUUCAUCACGUGCCUGGUGGUUAUUAUAUCAGUGAAAAUCUACAGGUGGAGACAGUCUCGCAUCAUGUAUCAGUCCAACCUGCCUGUGAUUCCAUAUUAUCCCCCACGUUACUCAGACACUUUGGGGACAGGGACUCUCCCACACGUGUACAAUUACGAGGUGUGCAGGACGACUGACUCCAGAAAGAGUGACUAUAAGUUCGGCAGAGCCGGUAGUCAGAACGUCCUGAUAAUGGAUCCCAGUUCAACAGGGACGAUGCAGAGGAUACAGAAUGAGAAGAGCAUCCUGGAUGAACCAGACUCUCCCACUGAGGUUAGAAAAAUGCCAUAG
This is a messenger RNA of Myripristis murdjan (pinecone soldierfish), 2506 nucleotides long. RefSeq names its product protocadherin beta-16-like. Gene Ontology annotation, molecular function: calcium ion binding. Gene Ontology annotation, cellular component: plasma membrane. Gene Ontology annotation, biological process: homophilic cell-cell adhesion. The record is from RefSeq and is a predicted model, not a curated record. The coding region runs from base 104 to 2506 and encodes 800 amino acids. NCBI's taxonomy places the organism in Eukaryota, Metazoa, Chordata, Actinopteri, Holocentriformes, Holocentridae. The transcript has a single exon.